Meriones unguiculatus (Mongolian gerbil) is the source of this 6826-nucleotide messenger RNA. RefSeq names its product ankyrin repeat domain-containing protein 26-like. Bases 176 to 5212 code for a protein of 1678 amino acids. The record is from RefSeq and is a predicted model, not a curated record. Lineage: Eukaryota; Metazoa; Chordata; Mammalia; Rodentia; Muridae. Gene Ontology annotation, molecular function: protein binding. The transcript is spliced from 34 exons.
ACUAGAAGGCGCGGGUUGCUAGUUUGCAGGUCUUUGCGCUUUAAAAACCCGCGGCGCCAUGCAACGUCCCUCCCGUUGGGAUUCCGUGCUUUUCAGGCCGUGCUAGGGGCUGCGUUGUGGAGACAGCCGACGCCACGCCGGGGAGAAGGUGCCUGUGAGGGCCGGACUGUCUGCCAUGAAGAAGAUUUUUGGCUUCAGGAGUAAGGGCCCAUCGCCGAUAGGCCCCUCAGUCCGCCCGCGGAACAGCUGCGUGGGCUUUGGGCGUGAGAGUGCUAGUGGCUCCCUCGUGCCCAGGUACCACAGUCAUGACAAGGAUAUGGGCAAGAUCCACAAGGCUGCAAGCGUGGGUGAUGUAGCCAAAGUGCAGCAUAUCCUUAUCCUUGGGAAAAGUGGCGUGAACGAGAGAGACAAGAAGGACAGGACUGCUCUGCAUCUUGCCUGCGCUUACGGCCACCCAGAAGUGGUGACUCUCUUAGUGGAGAGAAAGUGUGAGCUGGACGCCCGUGACAGUGAGAACAGCACAGCUCUCAUUAAGGCUGUGCAGUGCCAGGAAGAAGAGUGCGCGGCCAUUCUGCUGGAGCACGGUGCUGAUCCAAACCUAACGGACAGCAGCGGCAACACUGCCCUGCACUACGCGGUUCUCAGCGAGAACACGUCCAUCGCAGCCAAACUGCUCACACACAGUGCAAAUAUGGAAGCCAAAAACAAGGAUGACCUCACACCUAUGUUACUUGCUGUAAAGGAAAAUAAGCAGCAUAUCGUGGAAUUUUUAGUAAAGAAGAAAGCAAGCAUUCAUGUAACUGAUAAGCUUGGCAGCAACAGGCAAAUAUUUGAAUAUGAUGGGAAGAGACUAAAAAGUUCUGAAAAUAGCAAUCCAGCGGAUAACGGUUCUGAAGACGACUCUUUAAGCAGGUCUUCUGACACGCCUGAUCCUGCUGACUCCUGGCCCACAUCAGAUGAGGAUGACUAUAAUUUUGAUGCCAAGAGUGUCCCCAAAAUUAACUUAACAGAGCUGUGGACAGCAGCUCAGCAGUCCAGGAAAAACCAAACAAAAUGUGGCUUUGAGCAACUAGAAAAUAGAAUUAUGUUUGACAAUAGUAAUUCCAACAGUGAAAAUGAAGAUGCAGUUGAAAUUGGACCUGGAACGUCAGCCAAAGUCCAGACCCCCUCUCCACCCUGUCAGUCACCUGACCCAAUGGAAGGAGGAACUGAGCCAGCAAGUGGAAGAGAAGAAAAUGGUACUGAUGUUAUUGAAAGCGCUUCACCAGAGCAACAAAAUCAUGAAAAUUUAACCUGUGCUGAUGGUUGGCACAAAAAUAAUAAAAGCGAAAUGAUGUCUGCGUUGGGAUUAGGAGAAGACGAGGAUGAGGACUCACCUUGGGAUUCUGAGAGCAUCUCUGAGAGUGUUUCACUGAAAGGUGUAGGUCAUUUAUCUGGAGCUGCAGAUCAAGCAGGAAAACAUGGACAAAUAGAAGAUGUGACUUAUAUACCUUCUUGCAUGAGUGGAUCAAGAAACUUUAAGAUGGCUAAACUAGAGGAGUCAAGAAAUGUAGGCAUUCCAGUAGCCCACAUGGAGGCCCACAGGAAAUAUCCAGCCAUGGAGCCUACCAGCAAAAGGAUGGAUCCUGUUCCGAACAAAACAGUAGGAAUGAAGGAUGUACAAACUCUGGAGGAAGAGCCAGACCUAGAAAUUGUGUCAGGAGAAGAGCAGAAAAGGCUGAGCAGCAGUGAAGACAGCCAGCAGAAGGCUGAAGAAAACAGAAAGUGCAAGAAUAAUGAAGCAGAAAUGUCAGGAAAUCUAUACAAGGUUGCUGCUGACAAUGAUGAUUAUGGAUUACAUCAACAGAGUGGAAAAGCUGGUAACCAGCAGUUUCCUCUAAAGGGGAGUGAAGGACAUGAGAGUGUUCCUGCCUUGCUUAUGAAGGAAGCAGAGAAGAAGGGAAAUGAAAAAUGGGUAUUCAAAGAAUCUGUUCCGAAGCCAAUGAUUGAGAAAGCCAGCUUGCCGGCCAGUGGGUCGCUGCGAAUGCAGGAUGGUUCCAGUUUAAGUGACACAGACCCAAGCGAAUUGAGGCCCACAAAGAAAACAUCUAAUAAAAACAAGGUCAGUAGACAACCAUCUGCUGUGGACAACCUUGAUGACUUAACUGAGUCGUCUGAAACAGCAUCCGAGGACUGUGAGGUCCAGUGCCCUGAUUAUGAGAACGUUCUGUGUGAAGUCGAACACCUCAGAACAGAGUGUAAAGAUAUCGUUAGUCUGUUGAAAAUCCGGGAUGCCAUUUAUUCAUACAAAAGAUUAAUAGAAUUUAAAAAAAGCCACUGUGAGCUACUUACAGGAAAGCUUAAAAGAAUGGAAAUUAAGCUUAAAGGAUUGCAGAAGGAAGUUUCAGAAACCAAAGAAGUGAAGUCACAGUUAGAGCAUGAAAAGGUAGAAUGGGAGCAAGAACUCUCCAGUUUGAGAUUUGCACUGAAACAAGAGGAAGAGAAGAGGAGAAGUGCGGAUCAGCUUUCUGAAAAAACAACGGAGCAGCUUAGAAGAAAAGACGAGCAGUAUCAGAAUGAGGUUGAAGUGAGGCAGCAGCUUGAAGUCUCUCUCAGAACACUGGAUAUGGAGCUGAAGACAGUAAGAAAUCACCUGAACCAGGUUUUAGAGGAGCGAAAUGAGACGCAGAUGCAGCUUUCCCGAGAACAGAAUGCCAGAAUGUUGCAAGAUGGGAUUCUUGCAAACCACCUUUGUAAACAAAAGGAGAUAGAAAUGGCACAGAAGAAAAUGACUUCGGAGGUUUCUGUUAGUCAUGAAAAAGAAAAAGACCUAUUGCAUAAAAAUCAGAGACUGCAGGAUGAAAUUGCCAUGUUAAGCCUGGAAAUGGACACAAUAAAAAACCAUAGCCAGGAAAAAGAAAAGAAGUAUCUUGAGGAUCUUAAGACUGCAAAUGAAAAGAAUGAUAAGCUCCAAAGCAUGAUAAAGCUGAAUGAAGAAACAUUUACAAAAACAAUAUUCCAAUAUAAUGGACAGCUUAAUAAUCUUAAAACUGAGAAUACGAUGCUGACUUCUAAGCUGGAGAAUGAAAAACAAAAUAAAGAAAGAUUGGAAACAGACAUUGAGUCAUUCCGAUCUAGACUGGCUUCUGCUAUGCACGAUCAUGCUGAAAUUCAGACAUCAAAAAGAGACUUAGAAGUUGCUUUCCAGAGAGCAAGAGACGAGUGGUUUCGACUGAAAGACAAGAUGAAUUUUGACAUGUCUAACCUCAGAGAUAACAAUGAGAUUCUCUCUCAACAACUUUCUAAAACCGAAAGAAAAUUGAAUAGCUUAGAAAUUGAAUUUCAUCACACAAAAGAUGCGCUCAGAGAAAAGACUUUGGUUUUGAAGCGUGUACAAAAAGACCUCAGCGACACACAGUGCCAGAUGAAGGAAGUGGAGCACAUGUAUCAAGAUGAGCAAGGGAAGGUGAGCAAAUACAUGGGCAAGCAAGAGUCCAUAGAGGAGAGGCUGGCUCAGCUCCAGAGUGAGAACAUGCUGCUCCGGCAGCAGUUAGACGACGCCUCCAACAGAGCUGAGAGCAAAGACAGGACGAUAGUCAGCAUCCAAGACCAGCUCCAUGACACACUAAACAAAUUCCAAGCUGAGAGCCGGAAGCAGAGUCUGAGGCUAGAAGACAGAAAUAAGGAGCUAAUCAGCGAGUGCAGCCAAUUAAAAGAAAGAGUGUGUCAGUACGAAAAUGAGAAAGCAGAAAGAGAAGUAGUUCUAAGGCAACUUCAGCAGGAGCUGGCUGAUACCCUAAAAAAGCAGGCAAUGUCCGAGGCGUCACUGGAGGUUUCCUCCCGUUACCGCAACAAUCUAGAAGACGAGGCGCAAGAACUAAAGAAGAGAUUAGGUCAGCUCAGAAGUCAGCUGCAAGAAACGCAAGAUCAGCACAGAGAGGCUGCACAGCAUGCCGGGAGGAUGCAGGAGCACCUACAAAAGCUUGAACUUGAAAAUUCCGAGUUCAAAAUUACAGUAAAAAAGCAAUCAGAGAAAAUUGAGCAACUUCAGGAAAACCUGUCAAGUGUGAAUUUGUCUGAAGAGGAUAAGGAAAAACUGAAGAAACUUACUGAGUUGAAAGACUCUCUGGAACAUACUUUGGAUCAAGAACAGAAGAAAAACAGUGAGUUAGAAAAAGAGCUGACAGAAUUUAAGGAACUCUUAAAAAUGACCGAAAAAGAAUUGAAUGAACAUGAAAACAGAGAACUUAAUCUCCAUCAAGAUAUAAAAAACAGUCAAUUUGAAAUGGAUAUCCCAGUUAAUAUGCUAAUAAGAAAGAUUGACGAUCUUACAUCAAAACUGGAAACUGCAUCUUCAAAAUGUCUACAACUUGGUAAAAAAAAUCAGUCUCUUCAGCAGGAAUUACUAUUGAUGAAAACUAUACAAAAGAAGUGUGGGAAACUAGAGAAGAAUAAGAAGAAAUUGGAGCAGGAACUAGUAAACCUCAGAAGUCACAUGGAAAACAACAUGGUGGAGCACUGUGAAGUGCAGCAAUAUAAGCGGGAGGUGGAAGAGCGGGCGAGGCAGGACUUGGUGGAAAAGUUAAAACAGGUCAAUCUCUUCUUGCAGGCACAGGCAGCAUCUCAGGAAAACUUGGAGCAGUUAAGAGAGAGCAGUAACGCUUCAGCGAGAAGUCAGCUGGAGCUCAGGAUUAAAGACCUGGAAUCCCAGCUCUCCAAAAUGAAAGCUCAGGAAGACUUUGAUAAAAUAGAACUAGAAAAAUAUAAGCAACUCUACCAAGAAGAAUUCAGAGUCAGAAAAUCGUUGUCAAGUAAACUGAACAAGACCAGCGAGAGGCUGGAGGAGGCCAGCACCAGGCUCCUCCUGGAGGAGCAGCAGAACAGAUCCCUGCUGAGCUCCCUCAGUACAAGGCCCGUUGUAGCCUGCCCUUGCGUUGGAGAUCCGCAUAAUGGUUUACCAUUCAACAGAACUUUUCUUCCACGAGAAAACAUAGUGAUUCCUGCCUCCAGCCUCCAGCCGUCAAAUAGAAGAAUGGAAAUCUACCUGACCAAGAUGCAUCAGGAGCUGGAGAAAAGUAUAAAUAGAGAACUUAAAGAAGCUGCUGCUGAGCUUGAAUCUGAAUUCUGCAAAAUUUCUCCCCUUGGAUCUGCUACUAAAACAGGUCAAGAUCUACUCUCAGAAGCAUCACAAGAAUAUAUAGACAUUUUAAAGAAAAAAUACACGAUCUGCUGAAUAUAAAAAGAAUAAACCAAAAGAGAGAGAAAGCUGGAUGCACUAGCACACGCCUGUAAUCCCAGCACUCAGGGAGGCAGAGGCAGGCAGAUCUCUGUGAGUUUGCGGCCAGUCUAGUCUACAAAGCGAGUCCAGGACAGCCAGGCUGUACAAAGAAACCCUGUCUGGAAAAACCAAAAAAAAGAAAAAAGUGAAAGAAAAGGCAAGCAAGUAGAAGUGGGACUGUUGGGGAGAAGGCCCAAAGGAAGAGAAGACCAGAGAAGCUAGAGGGCCAUGCACUGUGUGUGUAUCUUAAAUGUCUCAAUGGAAUGGGUGUGGCAUGUCUAUGACCCCGCCACUUUUGAAGCAGAACCAGGUAGAGACCAAGGACGGCCAGGGCUACGUGUCUCACACAGAAAAAGAAAGUCAUAAUGAAACCUACUAUUUUGUAUGAAUAAUAUACAUUAAUGUAUAUGAGCUAAAAUAUAACGUAUUUGUUAGACUGUUUAUAUGUUUUAAUUGUUUCUUAUUAAGUGUAUGACUUGAAAACACAAGUAAAAAACUUUUCUGUCAUGUAUUAGAAAAUUAAUAUAUUUAUCUGUGGUUUUAAGCAUAUUUUACAAGUAUUACUAAGCCAGUAUUACCCAGUUUCACAUACGAAAACACCCAGAAGACAGUUGUUUUAACACCAGGUUCUCAUGAAUACUUUGGUGGGAUGAAAUAUCAUCAUUCCCAUUUAUGCUUUUCUAUUUUUAUCACUGUAGGGGCCAAAAGCUUUAGCCAGACAUUUUAACUUUAAGCACUGAUUUGUAGUUCUUGAUGCUAUGGAAAAGCACAAUUACCUAGGGCUUUCCACCUGUUCUGUUUAUCCAUUUGCUUAUUCAUCUUUGAUGUUUUUUUUUUUUUAAGUCUUAAAAUUAGACAAAAGUUCACAGAAUUCUGCCCCCUUACUCUGAACCAUUUGAGAGAGUCUUGCUGCCAUCUGCCAUCAUCCUAGACUAUUUUAGUAUUUUUUGUAAUUAGCACCAUAGGUGACUGUAGUGUUACCUUGUCAUCAGAAGUCUAACACUAAUAGAUCCUGGUGUUUAAUCUUCAGCUUCCUUUCCAGUUUGGCUCCUUACCUACCAUGUCCUUUAACGAAAACUGAUCCCAUUCAGACUGAUGGGUUCCAGUUACUUGCAUUUCUUAGACUCCUUCAGUCUGGAACAUUGCUCAGUCUUCCUGGACUUUCAUGACCUUAAAUCUUCAAGGAAGAAUUCAUGUGGCAUGUCCCUGAAAUUGAAUUUUCUGUUUCACUGUGAUUAAAUCAUACAUCUUUUUGGCAAGAGUAUUACAGAAGUAAGUCUUCUCGUUUCUCUUUUAUGUGAUCUAUACUUAGAUUUUCUCUAUUAUGAUACUGAUAUUGAUUGAUAGAGCAAUUUUCUGCUGUGUUUUCUUCUAUGUAUUUACUUUUCAUUUUGUAAUAACUGUUUUGUAGGUAAUUUGUGACUGUAAAUAUCUGUUUCUUAUCAAACUUACAAAACAUUUAUUUACUAGUGUUUUGUGGAUUAAUGCUUCUUCAUUUUAUUUAAUGAGAUAUAAGUUGUUGAUAACAAUUAUUUUUAUAAUUUAAUAAAUUAAAUUUUUAAGAAUUUC